Messenger RNA from Lytechinus variegatus (green sea urchin), 921 nucleotides. RefSeq names its product microfibril-associated glycoprotein 4-like. The transcript is spliced from 5 exons. NCBI's taxonomy places the organism in Eukaryota, Metazoa, Echinodermata, Echinoidea, Temnopleuroida, Toxopneustidae. The record is from RefSeq and is a predicted model, not a curated record. The coding region runs from base 1 to 921 and encodes 306 amino acids.
AUGCCACUGGAUCAAUCACCGGUUUCGCUUGCAGAUGACGAUAUGGACGAAUGUAAGGCCGUCAUUCUGGACGUUCAAGAUCCGAAGCUUCCCCUUGCUAGUAUCAGGCAGGUGACCUCUUACUCUGUACCCGACAAACACUCCGGUACAGAACGUCAAAAUGUUUCUCAUCAGGGGCUACAUAACUGCAGUAGGCCAACACUUUGCAUAAAAAUGCCUCCACCAGGUCCAAGAAGAUAUCAAUCAGUGUUUCCCAAGGCACUAGUGGACUGUGCCGAUGUCCAGGCAAGAGGGGUGAAUUUCAAUGGAAUCUAUAGUAUCCAUCCUGGUGGGUCCAAGGAACCUUUAAAUGUCUACUGUGACAUGGUCACUGCUGGAGGUGGCUGGACGGUAUUCCAAAAACGAAUGGACGGUUCAGUUGAUUUCAAUGAAAAUUGGUCACUCUAUAAGGAUGGUUUUGGGAGUGUUUGGGGAGAACAUUGGCUAGGAAACCAAAAUGUAUAUCACCUGACAAAUCAGCGCCAUUGCGAGCUCCGGAUCGACCUUUACGACUUCAGAGGGAACACGAUGCAUGCGACCUACAGUCACUUCAGCAUUUCCAACGAGACAAUGAAAUAUGAAUUGAGGCUGGGUUCAUUUUCUGGAGGAGGGGCAGGAGACUGCCUUACACAACACAACGGACACAAAUUCAGCACCAGAGACCAAGAUAAUGAUUUGUAUGACGAAUUCAACUGCGCUGAGCGUUACCAAGCUGGAUGGUGGUAUAAGAAUACGUCGGAACGGGUGUGCAGCCUGAAUGGGAUUUACAUUGAUGUCAACGCUAAUGUUAAAAAUUUUAAUCAAGGCAUACUUUGGUCUUGUUGGGGUGUGAACGCUCUUAAAGGAAGUGAAAUGAAGCUCCGUCCGUUUUCGGAGGCUUGA